UCUCAGCCCUGUCACCCAUUCCCUCUAUGCUCUCUCACCUCUCCAACAAACUCUUGCUCUCUUUCUUGUUCUAUCUGUCUCAUUGCUCUCUUCCACAUCCCCCAACUCCCUGCUGUUUCUCUCCCCUCUCUUCUCCAUUGUGUUUCUCUCUAUUCCACCUUACUCUUUUUUUUCUCUGUCUCUGUCUCUUUCUUUCCUCCCCCAUCCAUCUCUUUCUCUCCCCAUCUCUCAAACUCCGCUGUCUCUCUCUCCUCCUGCUAUCUGAAUCAUUGUCUCUAAACACACAGGCUCUCUCGCCCUCCUCUGCUCUCUUUGUCUCUUGAUGCCUCCCUCCCACACCUUUCUAUCCACGCUCCCCCCGCAAUCUCUCUCGCCCUCUGUAUCCCCCUUGACAUACAUCUCCAAACUUCCCCUCUAUAUCCGUUCUCUUUCUUUUCAGUAUAACUCAACCCCUCUGUCUCCCAGCCUCUCCUCUGUCUGUCUCACUGCCUUUGUUGAGCGCACUGUGUUCCUCACUGUCACAUGUUCCAACCCUCUCAUGCUCUCUGUAUCCCUCUCUCUCUGUUUAUCUGUCUCUCAUUCACCUUUUCUCUCUCCAACGCACUUCUCCACAUCUGCUGCCAUCAUCUUGAAUCUGAUCCCAAAAGGGAUGAAAUAGUCUCCUCCGCGUUUUCAUAUUUCUCUGUCAGUUUCUCUGUCAAUUUCUCUGUUUAUUCAGCAGGGUAAGGGUCACUGUGUAACCGUACAGGGUCGGCGUUUAUUCAGCAGGCAUGAGUUCGGGGUUCUGGAUGUGACAGGAAAUUUGGAGCGAAUUGCAUGAUGGCUGAUGCCCAGGUCUCCGCCAUGGCGUCCCCUUCCUUAUCUGAGCAGCUGACAGACCGACGACCUCUUGCUCCGCUCCUGGACUCGGGGAAUAAAUCCCCCUCAGGUCCUGGUGCCGCCAAACCACCUGUAAAACCGAAGCCCACUGUGCCCCCCAAACCAAUGUCCACGAAGCCACCCCUUGCCGAAUUGCCAUCUGUGCGCAAGGUGAACUCACUGGCCGGGCCCAGGCCAUAUGGGUUCUCCGGGGCCCGGCCCCACCAGCCCGUCCGCCGGCCCUCGUCGUCCUCCUCCCCUAUCUCCCCCUGCCCCUCGCCCACCUCGCCUCAGCCCCCUGGGGCGCCUCCCUUACUGGAGCUGCUGGCCGAGGCCAUGAGAACGCCCCCACCAGCCGUGUCCCGGGAGGCGCGUGCGCCGCCCACAGUAGCCGGCCAGUCGGCACCGCCCGCCCCGGCUGAGCGGCUGGCAGCCAAGCCGGUGUUCCGGGUGAGGCCUGUGUCGGUGCGCGGGCAGGGCAAGCGCUUUCCUGGCACCACCGUGGAGGAGAUCCUGGCCAAGAUGGAGGAGCCGCGGCAGGACAGCGAGGUUCCUGGGAUUGGCAUCCGGAAGAGGAGCCGCGAUUUGUCCGAGAGUGAGGUGUCCCCGAGGUUUGGUUCCACCUCCUUCGCCUUCUUCAACCGGGAGCAGGCUGGAGCUGUCUUCCCACCCCCAACUGGCCGAGAUGGCAAAGAGAACCGGCCUUCGACUAUGGGAACCGUCGCCCCAGCAAUCGGCAGCUCGGAGACAGGCCUCCAGGAGGACAGAGCAGGCUCCGGCUCGGAGACAAGCCCCGGCUCAGAGCGAGGAGGGGAGGGCGGAGCAGGCCCUGGCUCGGAGACGGUGACCGGUCUGACUGACCAUCAACAGGACACCGGGGAAUCACUGCAAACACCAACAGCCACUGGUACCUGCCCCUCCGACAUUGAUGGGGAACAGCUUGUAAUGGAGGCCCUGGCCCAGGUGAGUAGUCAGAGUGCUGGAGGGAAGAGGCUGUGGCAAUCAUCGAGGGACUGUGGGAGAGAGUGUGCAGAGGACGAAGGGGCAAAGUGUUGA
This is a messenger RNA of Rhincodon typus (whale shark), 1914 nucleotides long. Its product is annotated as 182 kDa tankyrase-1-binding protein-like. The transcript is spliced from 4 exons. The record is from RefSeq and is a predicted model, not a curated record. The coding region runs from base 817 to 1914 and encodes 365 amino acids. Lineage: Eukaryota; Metazoa; Chordata; Chondrichthyes; Orectolobiformes; Rhincodontidae.